Molecule: messenger RNA, 1785 nt
Organism: Ylistrum balloti
Lineage: Eukaryota; Metazoa; Mollusca; Bivalvia; Pectinida; Pectinidae
Product: IQ motif and ankyrin repeat domain-containing protein 1-like
Exons: 14
Coding region: 1-1737 (578 amino acids)
Molecular function (GO): protein binding
Source: RefSeq, a predicted model, not a curated record
AUGCCUCCUAAAAAGCCAGUUCCUGCGAAAGCACCUGCGCGACCUGCAGCAAAGCCUGCACCAGCGAAACCAGCAGGGAGGGGGGCUCCCGCAAAGCGAGGUGCUCCGGCUGCAGGUGUAAAGAAAGGAGGAGCAGCUGCUCCAGCAAAAGGUAAAGCAGAGCCAGCAAAACCUAAAGAAAAAGUUUGGACCCCAAAGGAUGAUGCAGCCAGGAAAAUACAGUGCAAGAUCAGACAGUUUUUGGCCAAAAAAAAACUUGCACAAAAGAAAAAGGAAAAAGCAGACUAUGAAGAACUCAUGGAUAAACUUGAAAAAGAGGCAUUUAUGAAGUUAGUUCAAAUGGAGCAAGAAGAAGCAGAACGUCAGCGUAAGAAGGAAGAAGAAGAGAGGCGAAGAAGACAGGCUGAGGCCAAGAGAAGGAAGAGGAUGCUGGAAGCAGCCUUUGAGGGAGAUCUUGAUGAAAUUAUGGCAGUAUUACAGGAGGUCAAAGAUUUAGAUGAUAAAAAUGAAGUAGGAAAGGACUCCAUUGGGAUGGCUUUAAGAAAUAAACAUGAGAUGGCUGUUGUGGAAUGUGAAGAUCCCAAUGAUAACACACCUCUGUCUGAGGCAGCAAAUGGUGGAAGUGUGGAGACCAUAAAAUUUCUUCUUGACAAGGGAGCUGACCCUAACACAAAGGGUCAGUUUGGCCGUACACCUCUUUACCGAGCUGCUUUCGCUGGACAUCUGGAAGCUUGUCAGUUGUUACUUCAAAAUGGUGCUGAUCCAAGAAUCUAUGCCAGUGAUAGCCAGACUCCACAACAGAUAGCCUCUCAGAAAGCUGUACAGGACUUGAUAGGGGACUGGGAUGUUGCCCAAACAGAUAUCCUACUGGCUAAACUUGAAGCAGCCAAAGAACAACGCAUGGAAGAACAAAGGAAGAGAAAUGAAUUUGAGCAGAGCAAACUUGAAAGCAAGGUUGAAGCUGCUCAACAUGAAUAUGAUGUUUUACAGAAACAAUUAAAUAAAGCUUACUGUGAGCUUGAGAAGAGGAUCUCGGAACAUGAUGAGGCGAUGAACAGUGGAUUUGAUCGUCCAGAUGUCACCCUACAGGCAAUCCAUGAUGGUGAGGAUGAAGUUGAGGUAUUGAAACUGAAUACAGAGAAAGCUCGAGAAAAGUUAGCAAACGCCAAACUGGAACUCCGUGAACAGAAGAGAGCAGGACAAUCUGCUCUUGAUGAAGAGGAACUACCAGGGGUCAAAGUAAUGACCCGAGAACUGGAAGAUGUUUUACUUAGGGAUGUGGGUAAUAAAAUCAAAGACUCUGGCAAGUGGCCAUUGAUCAUCGAUCCUAAUGCCCAGGUCGCAACCUUCCUACGUUAUCGUGACACAAACUACCUCAAUGCCCUUAGUCCAGCCCAGAUGGAGGCAGACAAGGCCAGAAUGGCAAUCAUAGGGUCUAUAAGGUAUGGUAAACCUCUGGUGUUGGAUAUGAUGGAAGUUGACAUGUUCGACACUGUUACUAUGAGGUUUGAUGAAAUUCUUGAGGGCCUCAUGGGAAAGAUUAUGGACAAAAGUGUAUUGGAGGAAGAAAUAUACUUAAAAUUGGUGAAAAAAUCAGAUGGAGACGAGUACGCAAAGACAAAGUUCAAUGACUUACGGACAAAAAAUUUCCGAUUUUUCAUAAUCACUAAGAAUCCAUAUCCUCCAGAUGAAUUAUUGGAACAAACCUAUGUCAUCCGCAUGUACGUACCUACCUGAUGGCGUUUUCAUCGCCAUGGAUUCUGGAAUCCUGAUAAAUUAAGCCGA